Molecule: messenger RNA, 993 nt
Organism: Aplysia californica (California sea hare)
Lineage: Eukaryota; Metazoa; Mollusca; Gastropoda; Aplysiida; Aplysiidae
Product: dual specificity protein phosphatase 1-like
Exons: 1
Coding region: 177-611 (144 amino acids)
Source: RefSeq, a predicted model, not a curated record
CCUGUUAAUCUGUUGAUGUAUGCUUAUAACAUAGAAACAUGGCGUUGUAAUGACACCAUUUUCUCUACAACGCUUUUAUUUGUGUCUCAGAGAGCGAGCGCUGCUCUAAAGGCAAGGUCCUGGUUCACUGCAGGGGCGGGGUGAGUCGCUCUGCCACGGUGUGCCUGGCAUACCUCAUGUACUUCCGCCGCAUCACGCUAGACGAGGCCUUCGACUACAUCCGGUCUAGACGUCAUGUGAUCUGGCCCAACACUAGUUUCAUGAUGCAGCUGAACCAGUUUGAGACAGAACUCAGCAGCUUUGCUCCUCGCUCUACCACCGGCAUAUCGCUGUGCCCGGCCGAGCUUGGAACUCCAACGAUCUAUUCCGACCAUUUUUCACAAACGUCGUUUGACAUAACCCAGGCUGUGUCUACGACGACUAACGGACAAAACGGAGCUCAGGGGAUAAUGGACACUGCAGAUUUGGACCUUGUUGUUGUCACUGAUGAGGAAGAUAUGGAAGAGGAGGAGGAAUCCGACAGUCUCUCUGUGUCCAGUGACUCGGGGUCAGUUCUGAGAGCUACUGCCCCUUUGGCAAUGUUCGUCAGCGCACUGAGUACCCCAUCGUAAGCCCGAGCAUGUAGACGAAGGGCAGAGGAGAGCUUCUUCAACGGAAGGUUAUUAAAUGCUAACAUUGACAUUCUAUAGAGACUACUAUGGACAGCUUCCAGGAGAAAUGUUUUGUUGAAUUUGUUGAAAUUGCUGAGCAAUGAUAUCCAACAAACUAAUGAUUGGGCAUGAAUACAGUACCAUUUUUCAGAAUUUGUAGUACCACAUUGUUUAUGGUGCAACCAUGUGUUAUUGCAAUUUUGUUGAGCACAUUUUAAAAAUGGUUAGGACGUUGGUUAACAUUUGUGGCUUUUGGACUCAUUCAGUUAUGUCAUGCGUAGUGUUUGUAAUCUGCUCAUUGUUCCUUAAACCAAUCUCUCUUCAAAGAUCUAGUUGAAAAAAA